CUUUCGUUUCACACACAUUACGGUUUACUUGGUUUACGGUUUCUUCCAGAAACUCCCAAUGAUACAGUUUGAAGUUAAAAGCGCCCGCUUGGAUAGUAGAGACUAGAAACAGACCAUUUAUUUGAAGUUUAACAGCCACAGAAGUUUCAAAUCAGUCCGGGUCUGAUCCCGUCGUCAAGGAGUCCUGGCGUACUGGAAUCGUAACUGGAAGAUCCAUCUUCUGCCAGUAUUCUUAACAAGACAUGGCUUAUCGGGAACAGAAGAUACUGUUACGAGUGCAGUCUCCCGAUGGAACCAAACGAAUCGAAGUUCCAGAACUGUCCAACUCGGAGUUCCUUCUUCGCUUGGUUGGGGAAGCGUUCGGUUUGCCCGGAAGUGGUUCCACAUGGCGCCUGUUUCGAGAUCGCGCGAAAACUCCUCAGUCGCAGAUCUUCAUGGGUCGCCAAAUGCUUCAGCAGCUGGGCUUACGGCAAGGCGACAUGCUGUACCUGGAUUUUCUUCCCGAUGCCAAGAUGGAUGUGAGCAGUGGACUGUCGCCGUUAGAAAUUGCCCGUCAGCGAACGGGUUCUAGUUUCUCUUCAGCCUUGGGAGUAUCGCCACUGACGAAGGACCGCCUCAUUAGUGAAGCGGGUAGUCCGCGUUCGUCGGAGAGCGCGCCGACAGCGGAUAUUGUGGAGGACGAAGUGGAUCAGUUGCUCUGGCAGCAGAGCGGUGCCAUUGAACGACCAAAAGACGAGCGCAUGUGCAAGCACGGAGCGAGUGGCAAGUGCAUUUAUUGUAUUCCCAUUGAGCCGUUUGAUGAGGAGUAUCUCCAGAGUCGAAAUCCACCCAUUAAGCACAUGUCUUUCCAUGCCUAUCUAAGGAAAUUAACCAGUGGAGCUACCAAGGGAAAGUUUGCGGCUUUGAGUGAAGUCUCCUGUCGAAUUAAGCCAGGUUGUCCGAGCCAUUUACCUUGGCCAGAAGGAAUUUGUACUAAAUGCCAGCCCAGUGCUUUGACGUUGAAUCGUCAGCGAUACCGUCAUGUCGAUAGUAUUAUGUUCGAAAACGCGGAAUUAGUGGAGAGAUUUUUGGAUUAUUGGCGGCGAACUGGACUGCAACGUGUUGGAAUCCUGUAUGGAAAAUAUGAACAGCAUAAGGAUGUGCCUUUAGGAAUUCGAGCCACGGUGGCUGCUGUUUACGAACCACCUCAGUUGAAUUCGGAAAACAGUUUAGAACUUCAGGAGGAUCCCAAUGGGGAAGUUAUAGAUUGCGUGGCUGGAAAGAUGGGGUUGCGCCGUGUUGGCUGGAUUUUUACGGAUUUGGUGGCGGAAGAUGUGCGCGCCGGAACAGUGAAAUUCUUGAGAAAUAAGGAUACUUAUUUCUUAACCGCAGAAGAAUGCAUUACCGCCGGAACAUUACAGUGCCAGAAUCCCAACCCCUGUAAGCUGUCUCCAACUGGACAAUUUGGAUCCAAGUUCGUCACAGUUGUCGUAACAGGUGAUAAUACGAAUCAUAUCCAUUUCGAGGGCUACCAGGUGUCGGAGCAGUGUAUGUCUCUCGUGCGGGAUAACUGUCUCGUGCCCACGUAUGAUGCGCCGGAAUUAGCCUAUGUGAAAGAAUCUACUAGUCAACAGUAUGUCCCGGAUGUGUUUUAUAAGGAGAAGGACAAUUACGGCAAUGAGGUGACACGCUUGGCACGCCCGCUGCCUGUUGAGUACCUGAUCGUGGAUCUACCCGUUUCCAUGCCUAAGGAACCCAAAUAUACCUUCAAGUUGAAUGAUGGGAAGACGCCAUUUCCCGUCGAAAAUCGCCUUGAUCAGAAACAGGACUUCGCCACGUUGAUCAGAUAUGCAUCUCAGUUCCGUUCGUUCUUGGAUGUGAUUUCCGACUUCCAUGUGUUACUUUUUAUGGCUACCACGGAGGACAUUACGCUGCAGGAUGAUGAAUUAGAGAUUCUGGCUGCUGCUGUGAUAAAUAAGGAUGCUUCAGUUGCGAAUGAUUGGGCCGCCGGAAGUGCAUAUUGGCAGGCGGUUCAGCGUUUCGUUGUUACUCCAGGACAAGAAGCUGCUGGACCUUCGUCGCAGUAUAAUGGAACGACAUCGAAUGGUGAAUGGAUGUGCAGACACUGUACCUUUCUCAACAGCGGAACUGGCGGCACGUGUGAGAUGUGUGGACUUCCGCAGUGAUGAUCGGUGCUUAAAAUACAGAUGCCUUAUAAUGUGUCUUGUCUUCUAUAAUAGUAUCCUGGAAUCUUUAUGCUAGUUCUUUGUAUUUUGAUACUUUCUGAAUUAGAUUUAUCUUUGUAAAAUAUAACUACCUCCGUGGAGGUUUAUGUUCAUGGUUUGAUUUUGCUUGCGAUUUCAAGAAGAUAGAUGAUGCGUUGAAGAA
Messenger RNA from Paramacrobiotus metropolitanus, 2367 nucleotides. RefSeq names its product nuclear protein localization protein 4 homolog. Gene Ontology annotation, biological process: ubiquitin-dependent protein catabolic process. Gene Ontology annotation, molecular function: ubiquitin protein ligase binding; ubiquitin binding. The record is from RefSeq and is a predicted model, not a curated record. Lineage: Eukaryota; Metazoa; Tardigrada; Eutardigrada; Parachela; Macrobiotidae. The transcript is spliced from 14 exons. Bases 243 to 2165 code for a protein of 640 amino acids. Gene Ontology annotation, cellular component: nucleus.